AUGAUUGCUCUAAAUUUUAUAAAAUUAUAAACUGCCAUGCUUUUCUUGUGUUAAUUACAGAAGAUUUAAGCAUAUCAGGAAACACACGAAUGUCAAAAUAUUAUCUUAAAACAAAAUGAAAAGCUUUGUGAAUUAAGAGAAAUAAGUACUUUUUUUAUUGGUUAAAAAAGCGAUAACUUAACCAAUAUUAAUACAUUAUAAUAACAUGAAGACUUAAUCUAAGUCUCAAGUGGACCAAUUAUAUACUCAAAAGAUGAUAAAAUUAUAUCUAUAUAUUAUAGGGAACUUAUUGAUGCUAAUGAAAUUUGUUCAUUAAUUUAUAAUCCAAAAAUAAAUGAGUAUUCAAUAAAACUUAUUUCAACAGAAACAACUUAUAUUAUCGAUAGUAAGAUGACAUUAAAAAUUAAAAGUCAGAUUAAUAUUCUCAUACAAACAGAAUCAAAUUUUAAUUGCACCUACUUUUAUUAUAACACUAAAGGAUUUAUUGUAUUUUGCCAUUCAAUUGAUUCGCUUAUAUUUUACUAACUAUAAAAAGAAGAGUAAGAAUACAAAUAAAGUAUUAUACACAAAUCAGAAAUACUUAAUUUGUCCUGUAGUGUAAAAUUUCAAUAAUUAUCUAAUCAAUUUCUUAUUAUAUACUGUUAAUGUUAAGAAUGGAUAAUUUACAUCUAUGAUGACAACUCUAUCAAGCUUUAUUUAGAUCAAAAUAUAUUGCGUGAAAAAUAUAAUGUAGAAGGCAUUCUUCUUGAUGUUAUAACAUGUUAAAGUAAUAUUGUCCUUCUACUUUCCACAGGCGGAUAUUCAAUUUUUCAAGGAUUUUUUACAUGUCUAUUUUAUAAAGAAAAUCUAAAUUUGAAUGAAAUUCUAAUUUAUUAUAAUAUGAGUUGUUAAAUAAGAUUCGCAUUAAAAAGUUCCUCCUAAAACGAAUCUAGAUCAACAUUUCCUUUUCAUUUUAAUGAUUUAAUUCUCAAUACAACAUCAAUUCCAAAAUCAGCGUUUUUAUUUAACAAUCCAAUAAGUAUCCUUCUUUGGUAUCAUGAUUAACUACUUUUUUAGGUAAAUUCACUUGUAAAUCAAGCUAUUAAAAUCAAAAUUUAACGUCUAAUAUAGCUUUCAAAUAAUAAACUUUAUAUAGGCAUGGAUGAAGAAAAUUAAAUAACUUUAUUUUAGAUUACAUAUUCAAAACCAUGCAUGCCAUAUUAUGGAGGAAAUUAAAAUAUCACUAAAUAUUACCUUCAAUUUCUUUAUACAGCAAAUCCAAAUGUGAUGAUAAAGGAGUUUUUUCAUUGUUAUAAACCAAUCAUCAUCGAAAAUGAAGAAUAGAAAAAGGAAUAUGCAGUUCUUUUUACUACAGUAAAUAAUAAAUUUUAUAUUGAAAGAUAGAGUUAUGAGGAAUCCUUCAUAGUUCAAAUUUCGACAUCUUCUAUUUAAUCAAUCUAUCCUUAUAAAAUGAACUUUCGAUCUUAAUUAACAGAAACUAAUAUUUAGUUAAAAAAUAAUUAAAUAUAAUGUAGAUUCAAUCAAUAUUUAAAGAAUUAUAAAGGGAGAUUUAUUAUUAAAACUAAAAAUUAGGAAUUUUAUUCUAUAAUCGUUUAAGGAUUGAAAAAUUAAAUUAAAGAAUAUAGUUGUUUUAGCUCAUAAGAUUUUAUUUAUCAUAAUAUGCAUGGCUUAGAUGAAUAAAUAUUACAUAGAUUCUAAAAUUUGAAUGUUUUGAUAUUCUUAGAUAAACAGAGAUAGUGUCUAUAUAGAAUUCAUCUAGAUGAAGAUUUAAAAAAUGAUAUAAUUAAUAAAAUAGUGUGUUUGGAUUCAAAAGUUGAAAAGAUGUUUGGGGUUAGUUCUUAAAUUGUCCUAAAAUUGAAGGAUUAAGAAGUAUUCUACAAUUUGUUUUCAAAUAUAGGUUUAAUACAAGUUGAAAAAAACUUAGUUCUAAGCUAAUUAAAAAAUAAAAACGUUUAAGAUAUUUUUUAAAUAAAUGCAGACUUUUAUGGAGUGCUGUAUGAAAAUUAGCUACAUCUCGUAUAUAAAUAAGUAACUGUAUAAAGUAUAAUUUAUUUAUAUAUUAGUUAUAAAUAUUACUGCUAUUAUUCUUGGCUUCCUUGUUAAUUCUCAAACUAAUUUACUAUCAAGCUUAGUGUUAAUAGAUCUAAAGAAGAAUGAACUGCAAUUUUAUGUGGUUUAAUUAAAUGAAUUUAUACAAAUUAGAAAUUAUAAUUUAGAGAAUUAUGUUCCUGUUCAACCUCCUUCAUUUAAAAUAUUUGAAUCUAAGAUAAUAAUUUCAUGUUAUCAUAAAAUUAAUAAAAGAUUAUAUCUUUUGAUUUUCAACAGUGCCUUUCAGUCUAGUCUACAUUUCUUAUAGAAAGUUAUUGAAAUAAGCAAUUAAAAUUUUUGGGUAUACAAAUUUUAUGUUUAUUAUUAUGAUGAUAAAAAUUAAUUAGCUGUUUACGAUACGUUACACAUCAUUUUGGAAAUUCAGAAUUUAGGAUUAAAUAACUAAAUUAGCUAAAAAUUAACUUUUUAAGUUGAAUUAGAUUCAGAAAACAUAGAAACUGCUCAAUUUAAAAAGGAUAUCACUAUAUCAUUGAUUAAUCCAAGGUUUCUUAAAUUAAGGACAGUAAAUUAUACUUUAUCUAUUAAAAAUGAUAAUUAAGUAGUUAAUUUUAGAAACUUUAUUCUUGGAUAAAUUGACGAUAUUAUUUUACCCUCUACUAAAAAUUUUAUAUUAAGAUAUCCUUUAGAAAAAGAAGUGCUUUAUUCUUGUUCAUAUUAUUGUAGUAAGUUAUGCUUUUAAGGUAAUAAUUCUGAUGAUCUAACAUUUUUUUAAAUUGAUAAAUUCUAGUAGAAUUAAUUAGUUUAUAAUUUACAGAAGUAUCUUUAUAAUCCUUUAUUUGUGGAGGCUAUGAAAGAAGAUUUAUUUUUGUUUAUAAAUUAAAUAUCUAAUUUAAAUAUUAUGAUAUAAGUGGUGUUACUGAAAGACAAUCUCUUUAGAAUUAAAAAGUAAUUAGAUGUAAUAAUUUUCGCAUCGAUAUCAAAUAUAUAAUUAAAGUAGAAUAUUUUAAUAAUUGAAACUUCUUAAUAUGAGACCAGAUUCUUAAUUAAUGAUCAUGGCAUAACUUAGGUAGAGUCACAGGGCUAAAUUUAUCAUAUAAAUUAGAACAUGUAUAUAGAAAUAAUGGCAAAUGUCUAUGGAAAAGUUAUUAUAAUUAACUUGCUCGAGAUAUCUAAUUCAGAGCCCAGAAUUUAAGGAACUUUUGAAAUAUUAGUCUUGAAUACUUCAAUGAAGAACCUAUUCUUAGAAUAAGGAUUUCCCAUAUUAUUAGAAUCCAUUAAAUUAAUAAAAAAAGACUAUAAUUAAAACGAGGAUUAACUUAAUUUAAUGUUAUUUAUAAUCAGUAGAUAAACAUAUGAUGUGUAAUUCUAAGUUCGUCUUUAUCUAAAAGAAUAAAAAUAUGAGUUUAUCAACCACAAGAUUUUAAGAUGUCCCAAAACGAUUAAAUCCUGCAUCUAUGUUAUGUUAACUGAAGAAGAAAUCAUUUUAGAUUGUGGAUUGAAAAGAUAUUUUUAUGAUAUGUAAAACUCUGACUAUCUUUUUGAUCCAAUAUAUACAUCGAAAUCACUUGAUUAAAUCGAUAUAUUAAAUAGUACACAUUAUUUAUUUGUUAAUUAUUGUUCUAGCAAUCAAUCAUAUGUAUUAUCUGUAGGAAAAAGAGGAGGAUAUAGAUUAUAAAAGUUAACGUAAAAUUAUAACAAAUCUAUGUCACUUGAACUCUAAUUUAUCAAUGAUGAUAUAAUAGAGAAAAGUAAAUUAAUUUUGAUCUAUUAUUAGAUAAUAUUACCUUCAACCUUCAAGUGAUUUAAACAAAUAUUGAAUUAAAUGAAUUUUCUUAAUUAACCUUUGUGAUUUUAAUUAUGAUUUUUAUGAUAUUUCUGGUAACUAUAGGAAUUCUGUAUAGAUAAUGUACACAAAGAUAGUUAAGGAAUGUAAUCAAAACUGAAAUUUCAUUAGUUGAAAUUAAUAUGAGAUAUAAUUCAAAAAUUUGA
This is a messenger RNA of Paramecium octaurelia, 4038 nucleotides long. The record is from the annotation of a GenBank genome assembly. NCBI's taxonomy places the organism in Eukaryota, Ciliophora, Oligohymenophorea, Peniculida, Parameciidae.